AUUUGCUGAGACUGGGUUAAAAGCUCUAGGACUGGAGAUUGGGGCUCCAAGGGGGGCCCACCUGAGCUGGGACUAAGGGACAAUUUGUGCCUGCACAAAUACUUGUCCAGCAGGAGGGAAAGGCAGUGCUGGAGAGCUACUGGGGAGUGGAGUGCAAGCAGGGGGUACCAGAAUUGGAAGAAUCUGAGCAGGUCAUGUGGAUGAAGAGGGUGAAGGAAGCAGGUGGAAGCUGUGCUAGGGACCACUCUCCAUCAGUGACAGGAAUGACAUCCAGCAUGCUUGAAUCUCACCUUCUUGGUCAUAUGGGUCUCAUCAUUGCUAGCCCCAGGUUUGAUCAGAAGAUUACCUGCUGCACUACUGGUUAUUCUGUCAUUAUUCUAUCUAUCUAUUAUACCACAGAACUGAUCAAGGUUGAUAAAUUAUUCAUCACUGACAGUGAUUUUUGUGCAUGGUGUUAUUAUGCUGCAUUAAGACAUUUUUUCAAUAGUUUUCCAGAGUUUUUGUUAUUGUUGUGGUUGCUGUUUAAAGAAACGUUAUGCUCAGUUUGGUAUUCAGUUCAUAGGUGAUGUGCUCUUGGGAUGCUCCAGGGCUGUGCAGUAGGUUUCCCCCUGUCUACAGCGAAAGGGAAAAAGGGGGACGUUUUGCUGUGAAUCAGGAAAGAAUUUUUAUGAUGAGUUUGAAUUAUUUGCUAGAAUAUUCUCAUGUGGUUUGAGGCAUCCAGGUUUUCAGACUCUGAGUGGUCGUUUGUUCUCCAUUUUCUGGGUACACAAGCAGGCUCUGGAGCCAUAUUUGCAGGCAUUAUUAGCAUAUCUGUAGCUGAAUCGGCAAGAGUACUUUGAACUUAGAGUGUACUAUAAUGUUAGAUACUCUGAAAUGUCAGGUCUUUAGUUUCAAGAUUGUGAUGCCUAAAACCAGAAGAUAUUUUAAUCUCGUACUGUCUGUGAUUUCCUUUAAUCCUACAGUUGCCCAACUUCUUGAUACUUCAAGUGCCAUAGUGUAUGAUGUAAACACCAGCCUUUCUGCUGAAUGGCUUAUCCUGAAAUACAGAAGAGAGCAAAAAGGAAAGGAAAAGUAGGCCUGGAUUUGUGUAGAAGGAAGGACAAAUGAAUACACACAGUUCUGUCGAGUCAGGCUGUUUCAUGGGAAGUUGUUAUUUCUUUAAAAGAGUGGGCACACCAAUCAUCCAAGGUCAACAGCCAUUACCAGGUAUCCAAGCAGAAGAUGUAAAUCUUGUUCUCACAUGGUCUGCCAGGCCCUGAGAGUACAAACAAGUUCCUGACUAACCUUGCACACCCCCAGCAUUCUCUCUACUGUGCCCAGGGCCAGAUUUGCAACCUCUGGGCCAUCAGCUGAUCACUAUCAGCCCCAGCCCCAUCAAGGCCACAGAAGGGCUGGGCUCCAGCUCCCCACAGACCUGCUUGCCAUAGGCCUGGCCCAACCAGCCCCACCCUUAGCACCUUGUCACCAUGGCCCUCCCUGAUGAUCGUACGGGCUGAACCUGGCCACCAACUCCAGGUCUUUGGUGUUCAGAAGCAGUGGGGAUGGGUUCAGGCUGGUGGUGCCCUGCCAUGCUGGCUGUGUUGUUAUUGCACCUGGCUCCCAGAUGCCCAUCCCUAUGGGAAAAUCUGUCCUUCAUUGUUCCUUGACAGUAUCUUCUUUAACAUUUGUUCUUCACAGAAUUACUCAUUGUGUCUUUUCUGCCCCCUUUCUCAGCCUCCUUUCCCCAUAGCAUCUUUUGAGCAGGCUGCAUAGUGUUUGUUUCCCAUGGCCCCAGUUCUUCCACACAUCCUCACGGCGCAGCUCCCUGACUCUGGGAUUUUUUCUGUUGGACUCUGCUGCUUUUUUCUGUGUCCUCUUUUAUUCUUCCUUGCUUUGUUUCUUUUCAUCCCCAAACUGGCUUUUCUUUUUACUUGCUCUUUUGUGUGAUGGUUGGUAACAGUUUUAGCAUACUGGCAGCCUGAGUGGUGUUGGCAUCCCAGAAAAGGAGGAUUUUAAGGAGUGAAUUUAAGUAAAAACUACACUCAAUUUGUAAAUGCUUCAGAAACUUCUUCUAGAGAAGGAAGGCAACAGGGGAAACAGCAGAAACUGUUUAUUGGCAGCAAUUAAUGGUGGAAGGGGCUAGUGGUAUGACUGAGUAGAAGGUAAAGUUGUGCUUUUAAUUCUGCAUGAGAAAUGACAAGAAAAGUCUUGGAAGACAAGACAGGGAGAUGAAAUGGAAAAGGAGAAGCUAGUAGGCAUAAAAUGGUGAUGUAAUGAAAAUAACAAGCAGCUUAAUGAUGGCACUGAGGAACGUUGCAUUGCAGUUGCUGAGGUCAGAAAGAAACCUGGUACAGUAAUAAGAGUCUGAUAUGACAACAGCAGAGAAGAGACUUAGUUAUGUGCAUGUGCAACGUUCUUUGCCAGAGGGUGGUGGGCAUGGAACAGGCUACCCAGGACAGUGGUCACGGCCCAAAGCUGCUGGAUGUCAAGAAACAUUUGAAGAAUGUUCUUAGAAAUAUGACUUGAAUUUUGUCUGACCCCACAUGGAGACAGAUCAGAUUAUCCUUCAUGCAGUGAGCCCUUGGCUGUUUGCAGUCUGCUGAGAUUUUCUAAUCCACUAAUGAUUCUCCAUGGAAAAGGGAAGCCUACCUGCAGAGACUCGUGUUACUCGGCUCUCCCUUCCUUGUGUCCAUCCAUAACAUCAGUUGGAAUGGGGAGGCUGUAGUGAUCAAAGGGCAUACUCAGAACUGUGUCCAGCAAAACUUGCUUUUUCCUGUUCAUUUUUUGUGCAUCAUGCUCUCCUCACCUGCUGUAUACCUGUGCACAUACAGAGAUUUUCCCUGCCUUCCAGUGACUGGCCCUACUGAUACCUUUCUUCACUUGUGGCUUCAAAUUUGUCACGAACACACGGCGGAUUUCCAGUUUAGAGGUACCUUCGUCUUCCUUCCUGUGAAAAUACUAUGAAUCCGAAGACAUUAAUUUUCCUUCUCCCAAAUUUUAUUUUUGGGAUAUUUCUUUUUGGGCUUUUCUUUAGCAGACAAAAAAAUCUAUUGGGUUUUUUUCCUGACCACACUGAAGAUUGGCUAACAGUUCAACGUGAUCGCAGAAACACCCUGGCUUCCGUCUGCCAGAAGAACAACCUCAUUAAAUUAGAAAGUAAAUUGGAUUCUCAUGUUGCAAGCCAGAUUUUUGUGGAGCACAAACAUAAAUUUACCUACUGUGAGGUGCCCAAGGUAGGCUGCUCCAACUGGAAGAGAACUAUUUUUAUUCUCCAAGAAGGCUUGAAUGUGGAAGCCUCUGAAAUUCAGCAUGACCACAUUCAUCGUACCUCGCUGAUCAAAAGGCUGAGUGCUUACCCUCCUGGCGAACAAGAGGAAUUCCUAAACAGUUACACCAAUGUGAUGUUCACCAGACACCCAUUGGAACGGCUGGUAUCAGCUUACAGAGACAAGCUGCUGCAUUUUGAGCCAUAUUACAGUGCCACUGUUGCUAAUCGGAUUAAGGCAAUGUUCAGGAAAAGCAAAAAUUCCACUGAAAAAGUGAGUUUCCAGGAGUUUGUCAGCUUCAUUACAGCAGUACCACCAAAUUCUCUUGACAUUCACUGGAAACCCAUGUUUCUGCUCUGUGAUCCUUGCAACAUUCACUAUGAUAUUCUGGGCAAGUAUGAAACUCUAGGGUUAGAUUCCGAGCAAGUUCUAAAGGCAAUUGGUGCACCAGGGAGCCUGCGGUACCCCAGCUUGAAGAGAUACAGCUCAGAGAAACGAACUAAUGGAGACAUCACCUUGGAGUACCUCAGACAAUUGAGCUCAGAACAAAUUGAGAAGAUUAAAAAAUUAUAUCAAAUGGAUUUUCUCUUGUUCAACUAUACUUUGAAAUAUGAGGACUAUUUUCUCUGAAACGUUAAUGCAGCUUAAAUGGUGAAAAAUUCAUCUCAUACAAAAUGAGCUGAACUCGUUCUUACAGGUGCUUGAUAGGUAUAUGACUGCUGAAGAGAUUUUAGUGGUGUUUAGAGACAUGGUUUUAUUCGUUCUAAGCACUCUUAUAACAAAUCCCUGCCCUGAUUUGCAGUACAGUGUUUCACCUAUAUGAUUUUUUUUUCUUUCUGAUGAUCAUAUAGAUAUGUUUGCUUCACGAAGACUACUUGUAAAACAUAGAUUUUUAGUCUGUUGGUAGGAGAAAAGGGUGAAAAAUGUUGUUUUUCACAAUUAGUGUUUUACAGAUUUUUUUAAUUAAAAUGAUUUUUAUAUAUUUUUUUAAGAAAAAGAUAAAUCAAUAGAUCGAAUAUUUUAGUGUUAAACCACUCUAUCUAUAAAAAGCCUCAAAUGUGCAUCCUGUAGGAAAGAAGCAAAUAACUUUAGAUAUCUGGAGCUGUGUUACAGAGAACUUAAUACCUGACUAUAUUCCCUUCUGGUAGUGCUCUUAACAUACAAGCCUCUUCCAUCAAGCAGCAUAGUCAGCAGCAGUCCAGCUAGGGCUUCCCUAAUGUGUCUUCAGAGUCUUCUGAUUCUUUUUACUGCCUUUGUGGACAGGAUGAUCUGAUCUAAGAGGAAAGUCUAAAAAAUAUCUUCCUUUGAGAAGAAACCAGAGGUACUUUCUAGACUGUUCAAUGGAGGCAGUGCAGGAUCUGAACUCAUAGUGGAAAUGUGGCUCUGACCAAUUCUUCAAAAGAACUUAGCAACUAGUCAACACAAGUAACACUGUUCAGGCUUUUCACAGCUGUGCCUGCUGGAGACCCUGAGCCUCGGAGACUUACCUGAGUGUGAUACUUAGGUGAAGGUAAUAUAUUUCCUGUUGCUUUCUUACCUCACAGAAAGAUGAAUGCAAAUUAACUGCAAAGUUAUGGUGAGGGAAACAAUGAAACGUGUGAGAAGCCAUUUAAAACAUAAUCCGUCUCUUCCACUCUUAGGUAGCUUUGGUUUUAGAUCAGGGAGAUUUGUUAAGUAUUUUUGCCCUGUUGUUUGGAAACCUAGUCUCACUGAAAAUGAUUUACUAUCAUGUCAAUUGUAACAAUUUUCAGAAACUUUCCAUUAAUGCAGCCUUUAGGGGAUGUUGAUUUCAGGAGCAAACUUAAAAUCUCUUAAAUCUCACUGUCAAAUGGAGUUAUUUCCUACCAGCUGUAUCUUCAAAGAAAGACUGCCAGGCUAUUCCUCAAUCCAAUGGCUCACAGCUUAUUACACAGAAAAGGACAAGAUAAUUUAAUUGCACUGGAUCCUACUAGCUGUUCUAUGUGUCUAGCAGUUCUUGAAUGGAUGACCAUUUCAUAAAAUGGACAGCUUUGAUACAGAAAGGAUCCAAAGCAAGAAACCUAAGCAAACUCAGCAAGACAACCUUAAAAAAUAAAAAUCUUUUUAUUCUCUUCAGAGUGAUUCAUGGCUCUGGAUCACCAUAUUUGGUAUCCAUACAGUCCUACUAUCCUCCAACAUUCUCGCCUCUCUGGAAAGCCUGUGCUUUGCAUGUUUGUUUGUUUGGUUUAAAUUUAAUUUAUUACAAUUAUUACUUUAUUUGUGCUGAGGCAGAGGAAGCUGGAAAAGAUUCCCACUGAAGUUAAGUCUGUGCAAAAGGAUGUGGCCUUUUUCUUUCCUGGAUCAGAUUUAGUGCCAUCUCCUACCAAGUACUACUCGUAUCUUUUGCCAGAUUGUGAGGAGAAAAAAGAGGGAAAUUAAGAUUUGCUUGAUAACUUCCUUCAGCAUGAUAAUUCCUUCCAGAGCCAUAAGCUUCAGAACAGGUACUUCAGUUUUUCUGCCACCACCAGCCAGCCUAGGAAAUGUCUGAAGAAAUGAUAUUGAUGAAGGUGUUUGUCAGUACUUCAGUGUUAACACUCCCCACCAGUUUCUUGCUGUUAUGCAUGGGUGGCUUUCUAUUCUUAUUUCCUCUUUCAUGUUUGUCACAGUGGUGACAGAAAAUGGAUGGGUAAUUCAUUUGUCACCAAAUACUAGUCAGUAACUGGGGGCUAUUGAUGCAGAAAAACCUGUAUAGCUAUUCAUGACGGACUUUGAUUUAGCAUUUACCUAUAUUCAAACUGUAUUCAAACUGUAUGGCAGUAAAUUUCCAGGAACUACUGGCUGCUGUAAUUAUGUCUAGCUGGUGUGGAUCUCAACAACAGCAAUUGUGGGGGAUUCAAGCAUGCACAUACAACUUCAGAUGUUCUAGGAGGAAGCAGUGUACAAGAACAGUUGUGUAUUAUCAACACUAACAAAAGGAGGAUGAUAGUUAACUGCUGGAAAACAGAAAAAAAAAAAAAAAAAAAGCCAUUACCUUAUAACCUGGCUGUUAUAGCAUUCUCCUGUUCACUACAUUUCUGUCUCUCAGCUUGCAAAUAAUCCACAACAUCUCUCUCCCAAGAGCUGCUGCUCAGUGAGGCAGGAACACACAAGCUCCACAGUAUUUCAGAGUUAUUGAAAACAAUGGUGACUUGUUUUAUGCUGUCAGUGAUGACUGCCACUUGGUUUAUUCUUCAGAUGACCCAUAGGGCCCAUUUCACUAAAUAGCCUUUCCAGUUCUCCAGUUAAAGGACUUACUGUUAUUUCAUUCUUGGUACUGCAAUAUAAUGAGGCUCCAGACAUAAUCCUGCAAUCAGCCUGCAAGAACUUCAAGACACCUGUACACUUAAUGGUGAAAAGGAGAAGACGAUGAUGACUUUGGAAUGAAGAAAACUCACGAUGACCUGGUAGAGAAAUUUCUUGCACUCUCCUCCCUCUAAGUGUGCUAUCCAGAAUAGAGGCUCCAAGCUGAACUGGCUCCCACCCACCUUUGCAGGAGAAGAAGGUCUGGGGAACUCCUUUCAUUUCAGCUCUAACUCUGGGUGUUGUUUUCCUGGGAAGAAGCUGGGUGUGUGCAGAUGGGAACAGGGAUAGAGGCAGCAUGGAGGGGAGAGGGGCUCAGAUCUCAGAGAAGAUUAGAAGGGGUUGAAGGUUGCUAUAAUUCAUCUUCUGAUUUGUCAUUAUAUUUGUUCAUGAUAUAACUGUUGCUAUGCUUUAUAUCUAAUUACUGUAAUAAACGGUAGUGAGUUGACACGUUCA
Molecule: messenger RNA, 6998 nt
Organism: Coturnix japonica (Japanese quail)
Lineage: Eukaryota; Metazoa; Chordata; Aves; Galliformes; Phasianidae
Product: carbohydrate sulfotransferase 9-like
Biological process (GO): proteoglycan biosynthetic process; carbohydrate biosynthetic process
Cellular component (GO): membrane
Molecular function (GO): sulfotransferase activity
Source: RefSeq, a predicted model, not a curated record